AUGCUUGAGGAAAUCGAGACGGCAACGGGCAACGGGACUUUUAAACGACUUGAAUGGGCCCCAAGCUGGUUCACUGUCACGCCUAUUCGGAAAGAAAUCCACGAGAAACCCUUCACGACAGCUCACAAGCGCUCAACAUUCUUAAUCACACGACGUCGUAUUUGGAUCAUUUGGCAAAUAGGGGAUCAUCUUCAUUCGACGCCAGAUUCGAUGCAUAACUUUCCGGGGCUGAAGAUUGAUGCACGACCGACUGAAACUUGGCUGGUAGAUAAUUUCAACGACGAUAAUUUCAACAAUCUCAACGACGACUUAAAUCGAGAAGAACGAGGCGUU
This is a messenger RNA of Mesorhabditis belari, 333 nucleotides long. NCBI's taxonomy places the organism in Eukaryota, Metazoa, Nematoda, Chromadorea, Rhabditida, Rhabditidae. The record is from the annotation of a GenBank genome assembly.